This is a messenger RNA of Chelonoidis abingdonii (Abingdon island giant tortoise), 5726 nucleotides long. RefSeq names its product PHD finger protein 2 (gene PHF2). The record is from RefSeq and is a predicted model, not a curated record. Lineage: Eukaryota; Metazoa; Chordata; Testudines; Testudinidae.
UCUGAGUUUUCAGAUUCGCCUCCCCUUCUGCAGCCUCCCUCCCCAGCCCCAUCGGAGGAAAUAUUACAAUGUUGCAAGCUGACGUAAGGACAUUACAAGGAAAGGGCUACAUUUCGGAGUGUUUAUGAAAAGCCGCGGUACUGUACUGUCACCAGGGGGCACGCAGUAUAAUGCAUUUCGCCAAACAUUUUGGAUAAUAAUCAUUUACCAACAACACACAAAAAAAGCCCCAGUUCGCCUGGAGCUCGCAGAGCCAGAGAGGAGCCAUGCAGCCAAAGUUUGGGAAGCUCUUUAUUAUUUUUCUGACAUAACGAGCUCGCCCUUGAGGAGCUGUAAUUGCAUUAUCUGAUUUUUUUUUUCACCCUUCCCCCCCUCCCCGCUCCGUCUCUCGACAUUGCAAUUUUUUUGCUUGCGUUUUGGAAGGAGAAGCCGCCAGCUACCUAGCGGCAGGAGCCGCCGCCAGCCCUGCUCGCUUGCCUGAGAGUCCAGUGUUGUUUUGAAGGGAGCUCAGCUAACAUGGCGUCGGUGCCCGUCUAUUGCAUCUGCAGGCUGCCCUACGACGUAACCCGCUUCAUGAUCGAGUGCGAUGCCUGCAAGGACUGGUUCCACGGCAGUUGUGUUGGCGUAGAAGAAGAGGAGGCGCCAGAUAUUGACAUCUAUCAUUGUCCGAAUUGUGAGAAAACCCAUGGAAAGUCUACUUUGAAAAAGAAAAGAAAUUGGCAUAAACACGAUACUGGGCAGUCAACAGAGGUCAAACCUGUACAGAAUGGGAGUCAAGUCUUUAUAAAGGAACUUCGAAGUCGAACUUUUCCAAGUGCUGAAGAUGUGGUAGUCAAAGUGACAGGAAGCCAGCUAACAACAGAGUACUUGGAAGAAAAUGGAUUCACAGAACCUAUCCUGGUUCCGAAGAAGGAUGGCUUGGGCUUAGCAGUACCCGCACCUACAUUCUACGUCAGUGAUGUUGAAAACUACGUCGGACCAGAAAGAAGUGUUGAUGUCACUGAUGUCACCAAACAGAAAGACUGUAAGAUGAAACUGAAGGAGUUCGUUGAUUACUACUACAGUACCAACAGGAAAAGAGUUCUCAAUGUAACUAACUUGGAAUUUUCAGAUACAAGGUAAGAGGAAAUAAUUGACCAAACACCAGACAUCAAAUUAAAAGCUGUCUUGGGGGAGAAUUAUUGGCCUGAUGAUGCUCUGCUGGCAAAACCAAAAGUGACCAAGUUCCUGAUAUGCGUGAAGGACACUACACAGAUUUCCACAUGACUCUGGAGGGCAUCGCUUGGUACCCACGUGCUGAAAGGAGAAAAGAUAUUUUAUCUCAUCAAACCGGCCUCUGCAAACAUUUCCCUGUAUGAACGCUGGCAGUCAGCAGCAAAUCACAGUGAGAUGUUUUUUGCAGACCAAGUGGAUAAAUGUUAUAAAUGCACAGUUAAGCAAGGACAAACGCUCUUUAUCCCAUCAGGUUGGAUUUAUGCAACUCUCACACCUGUAGACUGCCUAGCAUUUGCGGGACAUUUUCUACAUAGCCUAAGUGUUGAAAUGCAGAUGAGAGCGUACGAAGUGGAAAGGCGGUUGAAAAUUGUCAGCCUAACCCAGUUUCCAAACUUUGAAACGGCAUGUUGGUAUAUGGGAAAGCAUCUGCUGGAGACAUUCAAAGGUUUGCACAAAGCUGGGCAGCAGCCUCCUUCUCAUUUAGUCCAAGGGGCAAAAAUUCUUAAUGGUGCUUUCAGGUCGUGGACUAAAAAACAGGCUCUAGCCGACCAUGAGGACGAACUCCCGGAACAUUUUAAACCAGCACAACUUAUCAAAGACCUUGCCAAAGAAAUAAGAUUAAGUGAGAAUGCUUUCAAAGUCAACAAAACAGAAGUGAGUGCCAGCAUGAAAGUAGAGGAAAUCUGUCCUGUGGAGAAGCAGGAAGUGCCAUCGCCUGUACCAGUGACUCCCCCUCCACCACCUGUAGAAAAAGUUCCGAAAAAAAAGACUCCAAAAGCUGUGAAAACCCCCAAGCCCCCUAAACCACCCAAGCCCCCCAAACCUCCCAAACCACCCAAAACUCCAAAAGUCAAGGGAGAAGGGAAGAAGAAAGGAAAGAAGGUGAAGGAAAGCCCGCCACCCGCCAUUCCAAAUCUGGACCUGCUGGAGGCGCACACGAAAGAGGCUUUAACAAAAAUUGAAACGCCAAAGAAGGGGAAGGCUGCAAAGAAUGUUUUAAGUGUUCCCAAUAAGGAAGUUGUUAAUAAGCAAAAUGAGGUGGAGAAAUUUGAAAUUCGAGAGCACAAUAAGAGCAAAACGGAAGCCAAAUGGAAAUAUAAGAACAGUAAACCAGAUUCAUUACUAAAAAUGGAAGAGGAACACAAAUUGGAAAAGACACCGUUAUCAGGAAAUAAGGACAAUAAAUUUACAUUUUCUUUCUCUAACAAGAAACUGCUCGGUUCCAAGGGAGUCAAAACCCAGUUGAAUCCUGGUGUGUUUGGGUCGCUGCAAAAUUUUAAAGAAGAUAAAACAAAACCUGUGCGAGAUGAAUAUGAGUAUGUAUCAGAUGAUGGCGAACUGAAAAUUGAUGAAUUUCCAAUUAGAAGAAAGAAAAACACUACGAAGAGAGAUUUACCUUUUUUAUCAGAUAAAAAAGAAACGCUACAACACACACCAGUUAAGAAGCCAAAGGUGGAAUCAGUAUUGUAUAAGAGUGAUGAGUCAUCAGAUGAAGAUUCGCUUCACAUUGACACAGAGGCAAAGCCAGGUCGCAACUCCAAAGUGAAGAAAGAGAGUGGAAGUUCGGCAGGAAUUCUAGACCUUUUGCAGGCGAGCAAGGAAGUUGGGGGUUUAGAGUAUAACACCAACAGUCAGCCACCUGCAUCUCCCAGCACACAGGAAGCAAUCCAAGGAAUGUUAUCAAUGGCAAAUCUCCAGUCUUCUGACUCUUGCCUGCAGACUUCAUGGAGUACCAACCAAGCUAAAAAUAACUCUAUCUCAGCCCAAAACUCAAAAAAAACCGGGAGCAGUAACAACAAAAAUGCAGGCAAGCACUUACUAAAGAAGAGCACAAAAAACAGUAUUGACAUUGAAGACUACGAUGACCAGGACCACUUAGAUGCCUGUUUUAAAGAUUCUGAUUAUGUUUACCCAUCUUUGGAAUCCGAUGAAGAUAAUCCAGUGUUCAAAUCACGAUCAAAGAAAAGAAAAAGUUCUGAUGAUGCCCCCUACAGCCCGACAGCAAGAGUUGGUCCCUCAGUACCCCGACAAGACAGACCUGUCCGAGAGGGUACAAGAGUUGCCUCCAUUGAAACUGGACUGGCGGCAGCAGCGGCCAAAUUAUCCCAGCAGGAGGAACAAAAAGGCAAGAAGAAGAAGAAUACCAAAAAGAAGUUGUCCCCCAACAACACAAAUAAACUCUCUCAGGAAGGCAGCUCUCCUGAACCCAAAUUGGAGUCCCAUGCCAGCAGCCUAGCAGAUCACGAAUACACUGCUGGAGCAAGCACGUUUGGGGUCGCCCAAGUAAACAGAGGCUCUCAACCUAUGGCACCUGGAGUUUUCCUCACCCAGAGGAGACCCUCAUCAUCAUCACAGAAUAAUGCAGCGGCCAAAGGAAAACGUACAAAAAAGGGCAUGGCUACCGCAAAGCAGAGGCUUGGGAAGAUUUUGAAAAUCCAUCGGAAUGGGAAACUUCUCCUUUAAUAUUUCAAAAACUGGGACUUGAUCAAAGCUCAGUAAUUCCUGAGCUGACACUAACUCUUCAACUCUUGAAGAACUUCAGUAGUAUUGUGCAUCAUCUUAGGGACAAUACCAGUUAACUUUUUGCCACCACUUUAAUAAUUGUUUUUAACUUUCAGCAGUUAAAGUGUACAGAAUACUGCUAUAAAUAUUUUUUAAUAUAGAUGUCCUUUCUCAAAUUGCUGAGAGUGACUAGUUCGCAAAAAGUUAAUGAUAAUCCAAGAAAUUGAGGAUCAUUCCAGUUUUAGGAAAGUAUCCCUUUAACUUGUUCAUAAGUGGAAACCAGUUGUUUUAACAGAAUGAACAUUCAUUUCAGUUACAUUUCACUUAAAGAAAAAAAAACAAGUACUAUCUUUAAAGAGGUAUCUGGUCAAGGAGCAGGAGAUUAAAUUUAAAAAUUCUUCAUUUGUCUGACAAAUAAUAUUAAAAGGUGGGAGACCUUAACUUUGAUGGCUGGAGACAUUUCCCCAUGCUAUAGCGAAUGCAGAAGAUAGUCUGCAUAAUGUGAAACUCCAUUCUCACCCUGAUCAUGAUCUAGAUGUGUUGGAGGAACCAUUACUGCACUUGGGCACUACUCCAUCCCUCUCAGAUAGCUGCAGGUUGGACAAUAUUAGGUGCACGAUGCAGCAUUUGUUAUGCACAGUGGGAGCUGGUUUACUGCUGCGUUCAUAACUGGUUGGGAGUUUUAGCUCUAUGCCUGAGGGCCAGUUUCUUUUGCUAACUGACACACAUGAUGGUACAGUAGCUCGUGUCAGUGUCAAAAUCAAAGCACACAAAGAUAUGUUGCAGAUCUUGCAGUCACUUUAACUGCAGUACAUGAGGUCAAGCUCUGCUUCUUCACGUGCAGUUUUUGACAUUUAUAUCAAGGCACUUCUUAUGAGAUACACUUACUUUGGGAACGAGAACUGCAUGCAUCCAGGUGUCAGAUAGUGGGAAAGUUUAGCUUAUUGACAAUUUGACUGGAUACUUUUUUGUCUUUUAACUCUUUUAGUGUUUGGUGUAGAGUGCAUUAUUUUACAUUAAACUGCUUGUCUGCAUAUAAACACUUGAGGGGUUAAAUUUGUUUCUCAGGCAAUCCCGUAUUUUAAUUUUUAGAUGUGUUUACUAAGGCAUAUUUUUCAUAGAAUGUAGCUUGUAAAUAGCUUUUUAAAUAACUUCUUUUUUAUAAAAGUAAAGUAUCUUUAGACAUUUCUUUCUAUAGACUACUUCAUUAACAUAUAUACAAGUCAUUGCUGAGUAUUAUCAGUUGUAUUUUAGUUUGGUUUUAAAAGGGUUGGGUGGAGGUUUUUUUGUUUUUGUUUCACUUUCUUGGGGGGUUGGGGGGGGUGGAUUUGGGCGUUGCCUGGAAAACAAGUAAAACUUUGUGCAGCCUUAUAAAAUGUCUUAUACAGAAUCAAAUAGUAGAAAAUAAUCUAUUUAAGACACAUUUUGAAGAAUAAUCUUCAACUUUAAUACCAGCUCUUUGUUUUAAUUCUUGUAUUAUGAGGGGAUACAGUUAUUUUACUAGCACCUUGUGAAGUGUUUCUGUGUUUUGUGAUGAUGUAAUUUAUUAAUGUUUGUAGCUUUUUAUAUUUGUACAUUUCUUAUGAGCUUUGUUUAUAUACACAUUACCUGGAUGUGAUGUCCAUGGGGGAAAAAAAAACAGCUACAGGAAACACCUGAGGCCUUAUAAACUAACCUUUAUACUAUUACAGUGGGACAUAGAUUCUGAGUGGUAGGAGUCUGAUAAAGUUAGUUGAAUAGGGCCCCAGAUUUAUGCAGAGCAGGGUUUUUAAGCUUCCCUAGUAUACUGUUCUUGUUAAGCAUUUAUAUACUAUAACCCAGACAUCAUGCUGUUUUUUUUAUUAUUAUUUUCGCAACAUGUACAUUUCUAACAAAGUUUAUUGUGGCUAUCUAUUACAGUGUUUUAUUUACUGAUUCAUAUCAAAUGCUCUUGUAUCAAGUCCAUGAAAUCUAAGUAAACUUAGAUCAAAGUUUAAAAAAAAGUAAAAUAUUUCAGGUUUUGUAUAGAA